Messenger RNA from Pristis pectinata (smalltooth sawfish), 3948 nucleotides. RefSeq lists its product as uncharacterized. The transcript is spliced from 4 exons. The record is from RefSeq and is a predicted model, not a curated record. Bases 1019 to 2542 code for a protein of 507 amino acids. NCBI's taxonomy places the organism in Eukaryota, Metazoa, Chordata, Chondrichthyes, Rhinopristiformes, Pristidae.
CACCCGCUCUUUAAAUCAAGGCGGAUAAUUUUAGUGUUUUUUUCAAAGUGAAACUGAAAAUAAACAUUCAAGCGCCACCAGGCGACUGAAAGAGUUAGAGGAGAUGCCAGCCACAUAGUGGGAAGGACUGAGAACAUUCAAUGUUUUGAUACCAAGAGUUGGACAAGACACUGACUUUUUCUAUGUGGCAUCCUUUGGAGACGAGAACAAAUCUGGAACUCAGUUGAAUGUCUCACUUGAAGGGUGGUUCCUCAAGCAGUGACACAUUUCUUUGAUGGAGCUCUGGAGUGUCCAUCUAGAUUUUUGCCUUUGGAAUCGGAAAUGAAACUCAACCUUCUGACUGAGGACAUCGAACCAAGUGCUAGACUGACUGGCAGAUGAGCCAUGGCUGCUGUGACUGAAAAUAAUUGGUUGAGAUUAUUUUAAAAUUCUGUAUUGUUAAAACAUUGUUCCACUCUGUAAUAUUUGAAAGCAGAAAGGAAAUUAUAUUCUGAGAAAAAUGUCUUCUAAAAUACAGAUCAUUGUGUUAAGACAAAAACUGGACUAGCCAAUAUCACUUCUAAGGGUGGAAAAGACUGAAUAGAACUGUUUCAGGACCAGUCUGGAAAAGCUGUUAAAGACAUUAUUAUAGCUUCUAAGCUCUUUCAUAACCUAGUGUAGGUACUUUGAAUCUAACUUUUAGCUUGAUAUAUCAUUAACAUUAAAUGUAAACCUGAUAUAUUUUAAUGGAAAACCUUUAUCCAUUAGGGAUGGAGCUGAUCCUAAAACUAGCAUAUUGUGAUGAAGAAAUAUUAGAUGAUCUGACCUUUGGUGGAGGCCAUUAUAUUAAUGAACACUGCAAGUAAAAGUACAAACACUGAGAUCAAUAAUAUAGAUACAAUAAUAUUGAUGUGGGGAAACACAUCUUUGAAAGUGGUAUUAUAGAUACCAAGUAUGCCAACAGUUUCAGUUAAUCAAGAUCAUUUCAUGCACAUAACACUUGCAGUUUAAGACUCUUAUCUUUUUCUCCAAUCUAAAAAUGGAGAAUGCAUUUCCAAAAAUACAAGUGUGUCCAUUUUGUGGUAAACCUUUUAAGCGGCUAAAAACUCAUCUUCCUCACUGUAAAAUGAUCAGAAACAUGAAAAAUAAAUCAAAUUCUAAAAAAGUUGAAAUGCCAAUUGAAAUUGAACAGCCAAAAUUAAGUAAGAAAUUAGUAGGAACUCCAGCUCUGCCUAACACAAAAAAAGUUAAACCAAAAGCAUUAAUGCAGAAAGCAAAAACAGGAUCAACAAACCAAUGGAAUAAUUUAAGUGUUGGGAAUGAAUCAUGUGCUCAUGAACAAACUGUUUGGAAUAAGGAUAUGGAUGUAACACAGUUAAAUCCAGGAGAAUUGAACAACAGGGAACCAAUGGGAAAAAAAUAUCAACGAUCAGCUGGUUGGCCAGAAGAAACAAAAAGCAAAACAGAGUCAAGUGAAUAUUCUUUAAAACAAGAGCAAGACAAAAUGGAUGUUAAAAAAGCAAUGACGAGAAAAAAAAUGAAAAGUGUCAAUAGACUCACAAAUAGUAACUUUGUCAAGGAAGUACAAGGAAAUAUUGAGGAUUGUUCACAAAGUGAAUUUGGAAGUGCAGAAAAGACCCUUUUUCCAAAACUGAAGCCAAUUGUGAAGGAAACAGCCGUGUGGGACUUGCAGAACCAUCUCAUGGUACCUCAGUCAUCUACUGCUGUCAGAUCAAAUUCACUUAAGUCCAUAAGACGAGGGACUGUGGUUCCUGAGGUAAACAUAACAUGUGAUAUUAACCAGAAUGAAGCCACAGAAGGAAUAAUACGUGAAAAACAUUCAAUGAACAGCAUCAAAACUAGUGUGUGGCAUCACAUAAAAGACAAUUUCUGCAGAACAUCAAGGAUUGAAACAAACCAGAAUUAUAUUUUAAAAGUAAACACAAGUGUGAACAGACAUGUCUGUAGGGGUGGCACUUUAGAAGCUAGUCAUGGUGUUGCAACCUGGGAAUCAUCCUCUGACAAUCAAAGAUGCAAUACAAUUUCUACUUCUAUGAGAAUGAAGGACUUAAAUGAAUAUGAAGGAAACCCAUAUAUUUAUUAUGAGGCUUUGAAGAAAACUGAACCUUGGAACUUGAAGGGAUAUAGUUUUGCACAGUCAGAAUUUCUAUACUUGUCACAACAAAUAAAAUGUUGGAACAAGAACAUGCUUUUGUCUAUGAGCUCCACAAAGAAAGAAUAUAUGGAUGAAAAGAUUCUAAAGCCUAACCCCAGUGAUUGGAAGAAAACCAGAAUAGGAAUGGAAUGGUUUCCCGAUCUGUAUCCAGGAUACCAUAGCAUUGGAUUGAGCAUGCUUCCUAAGCAAACUAAACAUUUGGAAACACCUGUAAGGCUAACUGCUUCUCAGAGUGAAAAUGUAAAAGGUUACAGUAAAUAUUACAAUAAGUACAUUAAAAUGAGAGGAGCCAGAAGUGUGAUCACCUUACUGGUGGGAUACAUGACAUUCAGCUACAUCUGGAAUUAUGAAUCUGUCAGUCAUGAAUACUGGAGAAAGGAGCAUUGAAGACUCAGACAAUCAAUUUCCUGCUUCUGACAGAUAUGUCAGAAACAAUGAGGAAUAACUUCAAAAACAAAUACAAGUAUUUUGCAAUGAAUUUUAAUUAAUGUUCCUUUCACUGUGUAGAGUGAACAAGAAAAACAUUGUUUCAGGAUGAAGGUAAUUUCUGAAGGGUAAAACCGAAACUGUGUAAUAAAAGAUUUUAAUUGUAAAUGUUACAUUUUGUGCAAGUUCCAUUGUAGAUUGCGAUUUUGGUUGUACAUAUAAAGUAAUUUGAAAUGCAUUUAUCUUUCCUGCAGCCAAGAACCUUUUAAAAUAUUACUUAAAAAUAAAUACAUUGUUGAAUAAAAGUGUCAACUAGAGAAAUGGCAGCAAGUAUCUUCAAAGUUUUUUAGGUUUCAACAACCCAUCACUAUCUUGUUCAAAUUCUCUACUUUGACUGGGAAAAUUCUGUAUUUUGUAGGUAGUAGGAAAUUUGCAUAACAGUGAAAAGGUUUAAAAUUGUUUCUGAAGCACUUUGGAGAUGAUUUAGUUUUGAAACAUACUGGGGAAAAUUGUCUGUACUUUUAUCAAAUGUAUACCAGGAGGUUGACGAAGUUAAAGUGAAGUAAUUAAACUGUUUGCUUAUGGAAUUUGACAUUUCUCUUGGGAUUUUUUCUGCUAUACCAUUAUGUUGGAAUUGCCUUUUAUUUUCAGACAUUGAAAAGUCAGGUUUUUGACACUGUUUUGGUGUAAUGAUGGGUGUUGUAAUUGGAAUUGGACAUAGAAAAAUACUAUCAAAAUAUACCUGGCAUAGAUUUAUCAUGGACCAGAUUGAAGAUCUGUAUCAGUGAUUUAAAACAAACUAAGGACAUUUAAUCAGACACAGAUUACAGUGUACUAGAUAAUUGUUCCCUUCUGAAUCCUACAGGUACUGUCAGUGCCAGUUGAUAUGAAAAGUGGAGGUACUAAUUCAAAACUACUUUUAAUGAAAAUCAAAAUACAAGAUGCUGAAGGUCUUAGAUAAAAACAGAAAAUUCUGGAAAUACUCAGCAGGUCAGCAGCACCUUUGGAAAGAGAAACUGAGUUAAUGUUUCAGGCCCCUCUGUCAGAAUUUGCAUUAACUCUGUAUGUUUUCCACAGAUGCUACCUGACCUAUUUAAUGUUUCUGGCAUUGUUUUUAUUUCAAAAACCUUUAAGCUUGCUUGGCUAACUUAAUGGAUUUUAUUGUUUUCUUAAAUUUAUAUUGCACUAAGUUUCCCAACAUAUGCUAAAGUCCCCCAAAUUGCUAAAUCUGUGAUGCACCUUUUUAUCAUUGAUGCAUCAGUUUUCAUUGAGGCGUCAGCAGUAGAAAUGGUGAGCAGCUUCAAGUUCCUGGGCAUCAACAUCUCAGAGGGUCUAUCUUGGGCCAACACGUUGAUGCAAUCACAAAG